Molecule: messenger RNA, 162 nt
Organism: Echinostoma caproni
Lineage: Eukaryota; Metazoa; Platyhelminthes; Trematoda; Plagiorchiida; Echinostomatidae
Source: the annotation of a GenBank genome assembly
AACGAAACUGUAGCUGAUGAACUGUUACCAAACGCUGUGACCGAAUCAAAUCCGGACGAGUUGGAUGAAGUGACGUCUCGUACCCCGUAUGACAAUGAACUUUUACGAGAAGAUGACGACGAUGGGGACGGGGACAACGAGAACUGUAUUAAACCAUCCUGA